Marchantia polymorpha subsp. ruderalis is the source of this 3097-nucleotide messenger RNA. NCBI's taxonomy places the organism in Eukaryota, Viridiplantae, Streptophyta, Marchantiopsida, Marchantiales, Marchantiaceae. The record is from the annotation of a GenBank genome assembly.
ACACCAUUCAUGAGAGGACGGCCCAUGCGCUCGACAUGAGUUCUGAGGUUGUCAUCUCACGACGAGUAAAGUGUCUGUGUGUCUGACUUGAACUGUUUGUAUUAAUUACAGCACAUGAUUACAACGCCCUUGCACUCGCUUAUCGGCCUCUUCUCGAUAAGCGCGGUACUCGGAGCGUACUGACCGCGGGGUAUCUUACAAGGGUGAAGGCGAAGGCGAAGGCAAGGGUCUAAACCAGCGCGCUGGUGCUGUACACGAGAAUAGCUCCGCCGAGCAACAGCGCGCCCAAAGUCACUGCCCAGAUGAGGAGCCCCGUUUGUCCUGCAUCGACACAGUUGGCCACAUCAUCAGAGCAGCAAAAUCGAAGUUCGAGCACCAAAGUCCGAGAAGACGAAGAAGGCAACCAAGCAGUAUAUCGCGUACUGUACCUCCGGCGUAUGUAUCACCCGAUGGCGACCACUCCUCCGGUGCAUAGAUGGGACUGCCAUCACAGAGAUCGAUCGAUGUCAGAAAUGCACUUUCAAGGCCUUGAAAAUCCAAAGACCGGCUUUAAUUCUGAAGAAAGAAAACUCCGGCAACAUCUAGUCUGCGCAGACCGAUGAGGACCAAGUUGCACACAAGCUCGGGUGAGGACUAGCCAGGGACCUUCGAGGACCUCUCGGCAAGGGAAAACAAUAUCAACUGAACGUUUCGACAGAAGGUCGGGAGCAUGUAAGAGCAGAUGCGAAGAGGACGAAGAGAACAUGUGGAUGGGCUCGCGACGAGCAGAGAAGCGUGAAGCUGCUGAUGGUUGACGGAAGAUGCAGCGCAAGAAAUUGUUUUACGAAGAGGGAGCUGCUGUACCUGUAGCCGUCCACGUUGGCACCGUACUUCUUCCCGAAUUGAUAUACUCCCUUUCCCUGCAACGAUAGGCACGACUCGACUCGUCAGGCUCCAAGUCUCAGAUACAAUCGCUCUGGGAUCGCUCGAGCAGAAACAGUUCAUGCGCGCGUACCUUUGCCUUUCGGCCCGAUGCGUCCACUCCGCCUCGGAACUUGGUGCCCCCAGAUGGUCCUGCCAUGCAUGCCCACGAAGACACGUAAAAAUCCACCACUGUCACAGAAUGGUGCAAGCAAACGAGGGAGCGCGAUGGUCGUGCGAGAUUCACCGUAAGGCUCUUUCGUGCUGAUCUUCUUGGCGCCACUGGCGACCGCGACCCCCCGCAGGCCGCGCGUCGCGCUCGGCCUGCGGCUCAACGCCGGCAGCGACACGCCGGCGACUUGCGAUUUCCUGGCACACAGAGCCCCGGCAGUCGACGGCAGUACCGAGGCAUACGAGAUCGUCGUGGCGGCCAUUGUGAUCGAGCACUCGAUCUCUUGCUUCUCUCGCUCUCUGUUUCCUUGCGACUUCAGAACCAACGCUCGCAAUCGAUCGCUGUGCUGGAUCGGACGAGGCCAAUGUGUUAUAUAGUUCGGUCUGGCCUACCCGGAGCCUACGCCAUUCGACUUUCCGCCCGAGUCGAGUCAGAAACCGCUUGUGCCGAGAAUAUGCUUUCUGCCCGCCUUCUGGACUCUUCUCCGUCCCACGCCAUCGACAUGUUGCGGUACGCAAUGCGGGUGCUGCAACCUUUGACACAGCGUCAAUAGCCAUGUACAUGUACAGGACGUUUUACCUACCUCGCUGCCUCUCUGACUGCCUGCCAAGUCCUCGCCUGAGCAGCAGAUCGUCCGUCGACGAUGGCAGGAUGUCAACCUUUCUCGGUAGCGGCAGCUAAAUUGGCGGGAGUUUGUUCAUGUGAUGUGCGAGGACUCUCUAGAUUUACAAUCUGGUGGGUGCUACUGUUGUUCAUCAGGUAGUGUUGUUUCAGAAUUGUCUCAUGGUCCUUUCUCUGUUUGUGGAGCUCGAUUCUCUAAGAACUCUCCUCAUUUUAUUUCACAUCGACGGCUUCGAUCAGUCUCGUGUAAAUCCACGAGGUAACGAACGGUUCCGCCACAAGUAGCGAAGUAAGCUAAGUCACUCACUGCGACAUUUCUCGUGCAAUAUCGUAUCAAAAUAAACUAAUGUCGACAGUAAGUAAACUGCUGUUACACCAGAGAUUCUACAGCUGCACUUCAGGUCUCUUCCUGUCUAUGUCUGUCCGGUGAAGGAACAUCGGAACUAGAAUGCGUCUCGCCACCUUGCUUGAGCACGCGACGCGUUGCUCGGGGACCAAAAUCGUGAUGCUGAUGGAAAUCGAUCAAUCGCUGUCGAGUGAUCGAUUGACAGUUUCCUGCUUGCGGAGAGAACGGUGCAAAGUACAGUACCCCCACUACUGACCCUACGGACCGGAGUUACCAGGAAUGUGACGCAGGCAGUUUUCAAAACCGGAAUGACUUUUAUCACGUGAGAGAAGGCUGGCCAUAGCCAUGCAGGCCAUGUCGAGCUGAGCUGCAACGUCACCGGGAUCGGGAAACUGGAGUGUACAACAACUUUUGCCCAGGGCCUGGAGCUGCUGUUGUGCCUCUGAUUGAUUAAGGGCCUGCUUGUGACCUGAGCAGGCCCCACAAAUUCCCAGGAGAUGGGCAUCACAUGGACGCAAAAUCUUCCACCGCCUAUCAAACACACCAAACGUGCUAAACAUUCACUGAUUUUUUAUUUUUUUGCUGUUGAUGAUUGGCAAGACUAAGCGAUAAUGCCCAGUUUCGUCCCAUUGGUGUGCUUGUUUUUGCAUCUCGAUCCGUCAAGAUGCCGAUGGAGGUCCCACCCACCGAUCGUACUUUGCGCUUACUCCAACUUCCCCAAUGUUAUACUUCGGCCUCAUGCAAUGUUUGAUUUUUAUAUUUUCACUCGUCUACCAAUUGAAUUUAAUAUUGAGACGAAUCGAAAAUACUCAACAGAUUCGAUAGCUUGCCCUAUUUUGAAUAUUACCUUGAAAUUGAUAUAAAUCUGUUUAAUUAUUAAGUAGAUUUUUACAGCAUUAAAUCCAGUGAGAAAGUUAUAUUCUGGCCUAAAUUGAUAGUUACAACUGCUAUCCGCAUCAAAACCAGGUUCUCUAUACGAAAAUUAUAAGAGAGUAAGUAUGAAGUUAACGAUGAUUAUUUUUCGUUAAAUCAUAGAGAAGAAUAAAAACUUGUCAGAG